This is a messenger RNA of Rhodotorula graminis WP1, 1230 nucleotides long. RefSeq lists its product as uncharacterized. The transcript is spliced from 8 exons. Gene Ontology annotation, cellular component: mitochondrion. Gene Ontology annotation, molecular function: trans-2-enoyl-CoA reductase (NADPH) activity. The record is from RefSeq and is a predicted model, not a curated record. Lineage: Eukaryota; Fungi; Basidiomycota; Microbotryomycetes; Sporidiobolales; Sporidiobolaceae. The coding region runs from base 1 to 1230 and encodes 409 amino acids. Gene Ontology annotation, biological process: fatty acid metabolic process.
AUGCUUGCCCGCGCACCCCGCGCACAACUCGCCUCGGUCGUCAAGCCGCACCGGCCAGCACCGCGACAGCUCAGCAGCUCGGCACGGUCCAUGGCGGGCUUCACCUGCUCGGUCGAGUCGCGCGCCGUCGUCUUUGCCGAGCACGGCGACCCGGCCAAGGUCCUCCAGACGCACAAGUUCCGCCUCCCCAAGCUGAGCAAGGGCGAGGUCCGCUUGCGGUUCGAGCUGGGUGCCGUCAACCCCGCCGACAUCAACGUCAUCCAAGGCGUGUACCCGUCCAAGCCGCAGGUGCGCAAGGACCUCGGACCCGAGCCGGUCAGCAUCAUGGGCAACGAGGGCGUCGCGACGGUCGAGGGCUUUGUCGAGGACGGCGAGGUCGAGCACAAGCUCAAGCUUGGCGACAGGGUCGUCAUGGGCGCUCCGCAACUCGGUACCUGGGCAUCCCGGGCCAACAUUCCUGCAUCCUCCCUCAUCGCCCUCCCAUCGUCGCACCCGCUCACCCUGCGCCAGGCCGGCACCCUCGCCAUCAACCCGCCGACGGCGUGGCGCAUGCUGAGCGACUUUGUGCCGCUCAACCCGGUCGAGGGCGCGCCGAAACACGCCAAGAAGCAGUGGGUCAUCCAAAACGGCGCCAACAGUGCUGUCGGCGUCGCCGUCAUCCAGCUCGCCAAGGCGUGGGGCGUCGGCACGAUCAACCUCGUCCGGGACCGACCCUCGAUCGACGCGCUCAAGGACUCGCUGCACGCCCUCGGCGCCGACCACGUCUUGACGUACGACGAGUUCCUCUCGAGGGACAGCAACACGCGCGCCAAGGUCAAGGAGUGGGUCGGCGACGAGGGCGAGCUCAGCCUCGCGCUCAAUUGCGUCGGCGGCAAGGAGACGGCAGAGAUGGCCAAGCUUCUGAAGGUUGGCGGGCAACUCGUGACCUACGGCGGCAUGGCCAAGCAAGCCCUUGCGCUCCCGCCCUCGCUCUUCAUCUUCAAAAAGCUCGUCUCCACGGGCUUCUGGCUCUCGAACUGGACACAGACGCACCCGGCCGAGCGCGCGACCAUGAUGCAGCGCAUCGCCGCGCUCGUGAGCGACGGCACGCUGCGCGAGCCCGAGACCGAGGUCGUCGAGCUCGGCGGCGCCGACGACGAGGUCGUCAAGGUGCUUGGCGAGGUCAUGACGCGGGUUCAGGAGGGAAGGGGCAAGAAGGUGCUCCUGCACUGGAAGGAGGAGCAGGCCUGA